GAAAUGGAUUUGAGACUGCUGCUUAUUUAUUUUAUAGUUACCUCAAUUCAAUAAAAUUUUUAAAAAAUAAUUUAAAAUUCGACUUUUGAAUCCGAAAGAUCCUACCGGUAAGGAUUCGGCUCCUCUGAUUUUCCAGACCUUUUUCGUUUUCAUCCUCUUUAGAUCCCUUCACUUCUUUCACAAUUUCACCUUAUCUUUCAACUUCAGUUGCUGCAGACUUAAUGGAGUUUUGAUUGUUGCGCGGUUUUUCCAGUAUGGAUUUUGAUAAACUUAAAGUGACUGAUGGGCUUGAGGUGGCCCAGCAAAAUGGUGAUCAUAUGCAACCUAUUGUACCUGGAGAACAUAGGGAUGUUUCAGAUGAUGCUUAUGGGACAGCUGAAGAGGUUACAGAGGCUGUUAGGUCAAAUGGAGACUCAGGAGGUGUUCCUGAGUUGGUUAAAAGGAGAACUAGUGGGGAGGUUAGAGAUGGAUCAAAUGAUAAUGUGGAAAGCAAUGUCUCCAAUAUUUCUGAGGUUGGGAAAGUGAAAGUUGCUGAUACCUCACGGGAGUCCAAACCACCAAGUGGUAAUGGCACAAGCAAGAAUGAGAAGCUCUCAAAGUCAAAAAGCUUUUCAUCAGCCUUGCUGAAGAAAAGCAAUGAUGGGAAAAAUACUGAGGCAGCUGCUUCAAAUGGUUCUGUUGGCAUGAAUCCACAAUCCAAACAAUCUUUUACAAGCAGGUCUUUCAGUGACAAACAGCCCCAUUUAUCUAAGUUGAAGCAAUCUGGAAAUUCUGAUGCAGUGUCAUCUGAAGGCCUUGUGGAGAAGACAAAACGGAAGCCUGUGAAGAACGAACCUGUUGACAAAGCUGAAGAUGUAGAAUCUUCUCUUUCUACAGCAGGAGAUUCCAAGCCUCGGAAAGUGGGUGCACUUCCAAAUUAUGGUUUCAGUUUUAAGUGCGAUGAGCGAGCUGAGAAAAGGAGAGAGUUCUACUCUAAACUUGAGGAAAAGAUUCAUGCCAAGGAAUUAGAAAGAAGUAACUUGCAAGCCAAAUCUAAGGAAACUCAAGAUGCAGAGAUUAAGAAGCUCAGGAAGAGUUUGAAUUUUAAAGCAACCCCCAUGCCAAGCUUCUACCAAGAGCCUCUUCCUCCUAAGGUGGAGUUAAAGAAGAUACCCACAACAAGAGCCAAAUCUCCCAAACUUGGUAGAAAGAAGACCUUGACUUCUGCAGAAACCGAUGGAAAUGGCACCCCUAGUACUCAACCAGGCCGACUAAGUCUGGAUGAGAAAGUAUCUCAGAGAAACUCUACCAAAGGAAAUUCUGCUGUACAAUUGAAAAGGCUGCAGCGGAAGUCCCUUCCCAAUCUGCCUUCUGAAAGGAGCAUUUUAUCCAAUUCCAGCAAGGAAGAAAAGAUGACCUCAUCAAAAGCAGCAAAUGAGGAAAAUACCAUUUCACCGAAAGCAACAAAGGAAGCUGAUUCUCUCAUUCGGGAGUCAGUUCCUGGAACAGAUUCAAAAGAAACUCUGCUCGGUACAGACGAGGAACCAGCAGUUGGGGAGAGAGAUCAACCCAUCUUUGUACAGGAACCCGUAGCAUUGGAGGAUCAAGUUCAUUAGCAGUUGGAAAUGGAUGCUUAUACAAAGUCGUUGACUUGAUAUUGCGUAAAUAAGUAAGGUUUUAGACUCCCACAUAUUUGGUGAUGAAAGUGAAGGAUUCUGCAUUUGGGUUGUGAUGACAUAUUGUCCAUUGUGACUGUGUGCUUGCUGGUCUUGCCACUAGGAUUCUGCAUUCCCAAUUGGAGCAGUGUAUGUUAUAAUGUCUCAAGUUUCUAUCUUAAUUUUUGUUGUUGUUUAGUUGCCGGCUUUGAUAGGUUAUUUUUGAAAAUUUUGGGUAAUUCUGUCAUCAUCGGAACUGCCUGUAUGGCACCCCGAUUGUCACGGCUCAAUGCGAAAUCAACGGGACAAUUAUCACAGGUGGUGUUUGUUUAAAGGGGGUUGCUCUUGAACAAUUGGAAAUUGGAAUUGUCAGUUACGGCUUUUGUUUUGUGUGUUGUGGACAAUUCAUUUUUUAUGGCCUUUUUUGGUGUUAUAAUGAGGUGUGUUUUCAAGGAUUCCA
This is a messenger RNA of Mangifera indica (mango), 2094 nucleotides long. Its product is annotated as protein WVD2-like 6. Bases 255 to 1595 code for a protein of 446 amino acids. Gene Ontology annotation, molecular function: microtubule binding. The record is from RefSeq and is a predicted model, not a curated record. NCBI's taxonomy places the organism in Eukaryota, Viridiplantae, Streptophyta, Magnoliopsida, Sapindales, Anacardiaceae. The transcript has 9 exons.